Messenger RNA from Diabrotica balteata, 1622 nucleotides. The record is from the annotation of a GenBank genome assembly. Lineage: Eukaryota; Metazoa; Arthropoda; Insecta; Coleoptera; Chrysomelidae.
UGAUAUGCAGUAAAUAGCGCUGGACCGCUAAUGCUGUAACCAUAAACAGCAGUUUUGUUUUGAUAUCAUCCUAUAUACGAAGCUGACUCUAGAUGUGUUGGAUCAGUAUAUUAUCAUCAACCGCAGCGACCAAAACAAGAGUGUUUGUAUCAACGAUUUGGUGCCCUUAAUAUGACUUAAAAAUGGUGGAAAAGUACAUUUUAGUGAUGGAUAUGUGCAAAUUUGUGAUCCUAUUAGUGUUAUACUUUUCGUCUUGUUCGUGUUAUCCCGCAAAACCCUUAAACGAAAGAUCGCCGGAUCUCACCUGGGAAGCCUGGUUGUUAGUCGACGACCAAAACCAAAAUAAACAACUGUCAGACGGAGUGCUACGCAGAAGAAUAACCCCUAAAUCAGUUUUUAUAGCACCAACUUUUAGCCCAGAAUCUUUACCAGCUUGUGCAGAAGGUUAUAGUUCGGAUCAUUUGGGCAGGUGUAUAAAAAUUAUUAAACUGGACCAAGCUGCUCAGUACGAGUUUCUUAUAGAAAAGUUGAAAGAGAAAUUUACCCCAGUGGAUUAUGAUGACGACUAUUACGACGAGGAGCUUCCUACCCCUGGACCUUUUCAAGUAAAUAUCCCUCUCGAUACGCAAAGUGAUCAGAGCGAUGAUACUAUUGAAGAAUCAGACGUUGCUAUUAUAGUAUCUCCUACAAAACCUCAGUAUAGUAUCCAAAAAGGUAAUGUAGACAAAAGAGAUGGUGAUACAGCAGAGAUAGCAGAUCAAGAUCUUCAAGAAGAGCAGCUUAAGCAUCUUGCCGAAACCACUACUACCACUAUAAUACCCUCAACGGAAAAGAUGACAACUUUUCUAACCCAAACUACUGACGGGAUAACAGAGACAACUGAACCUAUUAUUAGUACAACAAUAAUUAGUACUACAGUUGCAGAAACUACUUUAAACACUGAUUGGACAACAGAAACUAAGAUGACAACCUCAUCACCAAAACCAGUAUCUGUGGACUCUUCUGUAGCUGAAGCUAAUAUAGUGCGGUUUCCUGACGAUGCAGAACCAAAAACUCAUGUGAGAUUUCCUAGUGCUAUUGGUGCGGAAGCCACCCAAAUUCCUCCUUCUGUAAAUAUCGAUCCCCGAUCUCUCGACACCCGACAGUCUGAUGAACCUAUCGUUGAUUUCGAUUUGAUAAACUUCCGAGAACCACAGCCUCAAGAGAACAAUUCGAAUAGAAGAAACCGAGAGAAAAACAACGGGUUGUUUUUUCUACCACCAAGAUGGACUGACAGCACAUAUCAGCGACCGGUGGUCCUAAGGUUCUCCAGAAAACACGGUUAUCUGGACAUGGAACAAUUCAAAAAACCAAACUACUACAGGUCUAUUCCCACUGAUGAUUUUGCUUACCUGUUCAAAUUCAAACAUAAACAGUCAGAUCAGAGGUGAUCAUUUAUGUAAUUACUUUUUGUAAUGUAUAGGUAUUUAUCUUGUGUAUAGAUUAGAAUAUUUUACUGUAUCAGUACCUUAUAUUUCGAUGUUUAUUAGGGUGGUUUUAUGUAAAACUGUAGAAGUGAGAAAGCUUUAAAUCGAAUAUGUGCCUCUAAGGUUCUAUUGAGAAAUUAUUUAAAAACUAUUUGC